GAUUUUUCCAAGCCAACAGUUAGAAAAUGCCAGUAUCUUCAUAGAUGAUGAUAGAUGAAGAUGAAGAGUAUCUUGUCGCUUUAACAAGGGGAUAUACCCCGAAGUGGAGGAUGCAGUCAUGGUAAAUGUAAGGAUCAUUCCUGAAAUGGGCGCCUUCGUUCACCUGCUCGCAUACAACAACACAGAGGGAAUGAGUUUGCUGUCCGAGUAUGUCCCGAAGACGUAUCAGGUCCAUUAACAUCCAACUGUGGUAGUCAUUAGGGUGGACAAAGGGAAGGGAUACCUAAAUUGAUCUAUCCAAACGACGAGUCAGCGUUGAAGAUGUAGAGAAAUGCACUGAACGUUUCGGAAAAGCGAAGACGAUGAAUUCAAUCCUCAGACACGUAACUGAGUCUGAUGAGCUGCUGGAGGAGUUGGAUCCAAAAACUGCCUGGCACUUUGAGGAGAAGUACAAGAAGAACAAGGCCUCGGCUUGUGAAUUUUAUGUGAAGAGCCGAACUAGAAAAGCCCGAAGUCGCUGGCAACGACGAUGAUGAAGAAGCCCAAGAAGGCCAGCUCUACAGCGAAGGAGAACAGGGCUAAGAAAACGGUGCAGACGGAGGCAACACCGAUUAAGCAACACUUUUCGUUAAAUGUUUAAUUUUCUAUUGUUCGAAUGCUCAUUAAGCCCAUUUUCUACCAAAAAGUAAUAAAAUAUGAAUACAUUUAAUUGGGUUUGGGUUAAACGAAACACCUACAAUCCGGACCUGCUCCAAGCAAAGAUUGGCAAGUUUACUCAAUUGAUUAGGCUGCUAAGUAUUUUGAGUGGCUUUGAUUGCGGAGCAGAUUUGAAUCAUCAGUGGCAUAUUGAACGUGGACAAAAGCGGCUUCAAGUGCAAGCAAAAUGAGUGAAAUUCUUCGCAAGACCGAGGGCAAGGAGAGGAGAUUCAAGAAAGCCGUCAACUUGAAAGUGCGGAUAAACACCCAGGCACCUGGAACAUCAAAUGGGGGUUCGGUUUCUUCAAGCCCCAAUAAAACUAGCGACUCGUUUCCCGCACUGGAAGAACUGCUGCAAUGCGGCAUUUGCCUGGAGCGGCUCUCCAAUCCCAGAAUGUUGCCGUGCCAGCACACAUUCUGCCUCAACUGCCUCAAAACUCACGUGACUGCAAAAAACUUGCGGUUCCAGCAAACGAAUGCGUCCAUUUCCCUCAACAACGAAAUCGAAUCGAUGUCCUGCCCGGUUUGCCAAAGCCACAUCGCUCUGGCCGAGGGUAUCGCCUCCCUGGACCAGCUGCCUCGCAACCUCUACCUCCAAUCGCUCCUCAAAGUGGUGGAGGAAUCGCCCACCUCUCCCAAAGUGACCGAGAACUUUCGCUGCAUCAACUGCCAGAUGGUUUCCGCGCAGCAGGAGCAAGUGUGCCAACACUGCAUGCAGAUAUUCUGCAGCGUCUGUUGGAACGCCCACUUGGUCGGGCUGGAGUCCAAUCUGUCGCUGCUCGUUGAGCAGCUCAAUGAGUGUGAAGAGCGGCUGAAGCAUAAACUGGAAAACUUCCUGGGCAGGUGCAGCACUCUAGAAGAGAAGAUCCGCAAGGCGACUGUGCAGAAAGUGGAAGCGAUUUUAAGGGAGGAAAGGCGGCUGCUGGAAGAAGCAUCCAGCAUUAAAAAAGAAGGGGGGAUCGCGUCCGAUGUGCUGUCGGACAGCAUCUCCAAACUGAAGGAGGACAUCCGCAUUAGGGCCAAGGACAGGACGUCCACUCAAAAAGUGUUGACGUAUCUGAACCUCCACCGGGAAACCUCCAAGGUGCUGGACCAGGUGGGGUACUUCGGAGAAGCGCGCAUCGCUUUCGAUCCAGACACCUUCAAGCUGGAGCAGAUCUCCGAAGGGAUCUACAAUGACGACCACAAUCACCAGCAGCAGAAUCAGGGCGAUGUGGUGGGCAAUCCGUUUGAGAGUGUGGAUUCAAUGGCCAAAUACUACAAGUGCAG
Messenger RNA from Dendroctonus ponderosae (mountain pine beetle), 1965 nucleotides. Its product is annotated as tripartite motif-containing protein 3. Gene Ontology annotation, molecular function: protein binding. The record is from RefSeq and is a predicted model, not a curated record. Lineage: Eukaryota; Metazoa; Arthropoda; Insecta; Coleoptera; Curculionidae.